Tetrahymena thermophila SB210 is the source of this 636-nucleotide messenger RNA. RefSeq lists its product as hypothetical. NCBI's taxonomy places the organism in Eukaryota, Ciliophora, Oligohymenophorea, Hymenostomatida, Tetrahymenidae. The record is from RefSeq and is a predicted model, not a curated record. The transcript has a single exon.
AUGCUAAAUAUAAACACUAAAAACUCUAAAUAGAUAAAUGAAUAAGAAAAAAGCUUUUAUUUAUUUGAUUUAAAAUUAUAUUCUAAAAUAAAUUCCAUUUGUUUUGGCUAUUUACAGAAUUUAAUGAAGUCUAUCUGCUUGAGAGAUAAACCGGAGAUUACUAUUGUUGAUGAUAACUAAAUUAAAAUAUAGAUUGAAUAUUUAGCAGAUGUGAAUUUGUUAAGAGAAUCUUAACUUAAUCCAGAUAAAUAUGUAUUGUCCCCUUAAUUAUUUAAAAAACCAACUUGCACGAGCUUAUUUAAUGUAACAAAGUCUAUUAAUAUCUAAAAUAUGAGUAAACAUUUUAACCGACUCUCAUCAAAGUAAAGUAGCAUUAAAUUAAUUGAGCCAAUAAAAGAAUUAUAAAAUGACUAAAUAACUGAAGAUUAAAUUAGGCUUGAUUCACUCUAAUCUUCACAACUGAGUGUAAAAUUUUGUUGUAAAGAAAUAGAUUCUACUACUAAAAAUGGCAAACCUAUAGCUAAUUUUGUUUAUAAUUUUUAAAAUAUUAAUUCACUAUCAAAUCAACGAAAAAAUAUUGAUGAUAUAUUAUCAAGUACUCAAUUAAAUUUUAUCUCUCCUAAAAAUUAAAUAUGA